Rhopilema esculentum is the source of this 3584-nucleotide messenger RNA. Its product is annotated as poly(ADP-ribose) glycohydrolase. Gene Ontology annotation, molecular function: poly(ADP-ribose) glycohydrolase activity. Gene Ontology annotation, cellular component: nucleus; cytoplasm. Lineage: Eukaryota; Metazoa; Cnidaria; Scyphozoa; Rhizostomeae; Rhizostomatidae. Gene Ontology annotation, biological process: ATP generation from poly-ADP-D-ribose; carbohydrate metabolic process; regulation of DNA repair. The record is from RefSeq and is a predicted model, not a curated record.
CUUUCAUCCAAAAUGAAAGGGACAGCUUCCCAUUGUGGAUUCCUUUUCAAGAAACGUUUAGAAACAAUUCACAGAAGAUUGAAAUAUUCUGCAGGACUAGUCUUCAACACGUUUGACCUCUUGAAUCAAUUUGAAGAUUUCCUCCUUGACCCCUUUCUUCUCUUCCUUUGCUUCCGUCGCUUCUUCUGCACAGAAUUGGUUGGACCUCUUUUUCCACGGACAUUUCUUUUCCCUUAAACUUUUAUUAAUAAGUUUUCGUAUUAGUUAAGGUUUUGUGUCUUCUUAGAAUUCAAGCCAGCUUUAAUAUUAUAUCCAACUUUUCAAUUACAUUAAGAAUGUCAUGAUAUUUAUUAAUUUUGCUGAAAGCGAUUCAUAUUUUUCAUAUUAUAUAUAUUUCAUAUUUCAUUUCUAGGGUUGCCAUUCAACGAAGUUGAUUUGCAAGGGGCCCUAGCCUAAAAAAAUAACAAUUACAAUUCAUAAUAUUUUGAAAACCAUAAAUAGAAAACCCUAUUUAUAGCAGUAUACAUAUUUACAUAAAAUAAUAUACAAGAGUUUUAAUAGAAAUAAAAACAAAUGUCCACUAAAUAGAAUGUUUAAAACUACUCGGUGUUGAUGCCUGCUUAGACUCAGCUGAGAGGCUAUUCCACAGUUUUGCACCUCUAUAAGAAAAACAUUUUUGCCCAUUUGCUGUGUUUUUCCCGGGCAGUCUCAGGUCUGUUUUAGUAUCACGGAGGCUGAGGGAAGCUCGCUGUGAGUUACGGGUGAAAAGGCUAUAGAGGUAUUCCGUAAACCAUUGUUUUUGUUUCACAGUUUACAAGUCCUUGUUUUUGUAGCGUAUUUAAAGCAUUUUAUGGACAGCAGAUUAUUACUCUUUAAUAAUCAGAUUUACUUAAAAUGAACUUAGUAGCAAUGAAUAAGGUGACAAAAUCCAUGAUAAUUCGAUCAGUUUUUAUCCGAAAAGAAAUGAAUAAUGCAUCGCCAUCGGAAAAUCAUAGAAGAGAAGAUUAUGAUCAUUCUGAAAAAUGUGUGGAAAAUCAUUGCAAAAUGUAUAAGUUCGAUUUGUAGCCUAAGCAGUCUUUCUAAAGUAUUAAGUAACUGUUCAAACGGGCAAAAAGAUGACCAAGAAACAGAUGUUUUGGGAUUGAUAACCCAAUUAAACUGCAUUUCAACGCUUCAAGCCGUUAUGCAGCUUAUUUUCAUUGCAAAAGUUCUUGAAAUAUCCAACAGAAAUAUCCAACAAUUCGAGACAAUUAUUGGGAAUAUUUAUGUUUACUUCUUUCCUCCUGUCACAUGAAAGCAGAACCAAAAGCACGAAAUCUUUCAGAGGGGGUGGGCGGAAAAAGCGAGGUUGCUGCUAAUUUCCAUUAUAGGAUCCUUAAGAAACUAUCGAGGGCUAGAGGCUCACUGCUUCCGAAAAUCCAGAUUGAAAAUGCACCAAUGGCAAGUUCAGAUUACUUUCAUCCCCUUAAGGUGAAAAGGCCGAAUGCCAUGCAUGGACUGACAAAAUCAUUGUUACAACUUUACAUAGUGAAAGUAGCCUCUGCUUUGGGAACAUCGUGGGUUCAUGUAUUAUGUGGAGGAGAAUGUAAGAUCAACAGCCACAACAUUAGUAAUGGCGGCCAGUCGAUCCUCUUGUCUUCUGUAAUUGAAGUUUGUUUCGCUCUGUUUCUGCUGGAACUUUCAUACAAGGAGUCGAUCAAUCAGUUGUUUGCACAAGCUAGAAAAUUAGCCUUUAGUUAUUACAAGAGGGAUGAGCGUUGAUAAUGAGCUCGCAUGGUAGUUCGAGUAAGGAAGAUAAACAACAUGGUGAAAAUGACGGUGGCGGAAAAUUGGAAGCUUGUAAACGAAAAAGAAAUCAAAUCAGUAUUUUAGAGUAUUUUUCAAAAAGGAAAAAGGCAAAGAAAGAGGAAGAAAUUAAAGAUAUUGAAGCAGACGCUAUGAACGCUAGGGAGGAAACAUCUGACGCGAAGGAACGAAGAGAAUUAGCUGCAAGCGCUGCAGAGCGUAGACUCGGUCGGAAGAAGAAAGAAGAGCACUCUUUAGAAUCAAGUGGUGAUGAGCAAGGAACCAGCUCGUCAUUAGAUGUCGAUUUAUCACAGAGUCUUUUUGGAGGGUCUCCGAGAAGUGAGCUAUACUCAGAUGUUGAUCUUGACAAUAAUGCCGUUCCUGUGUCUUUUAACAACCUCCUUCAAUGUGGUGAAGUUUUACCGAAGUUGCAGCCGCUUCCUGAUCAUAGAAUUCUUGUCAGGCCCCAUAUACAAGCAACAGAAGCUCCCCAGCCAUACCCUGAUAGAUACAGAGACAUUUGGGAUAGAGAUCACGUAAAAAUGCCUUGUUCGAGAGAAAGUCUUUAUCCAACGAAAGAUAAAACUCUCCGUAAACGCUGGGACCUCAUUAAGGAAACCCUGGCAAAGCCAAUCAGGAGUUCGAGAGACUUCGAGGAUGCUGUUUUAAAGUAUAAUGUUCAUUAUAAAGAUAAAUGGAAUUUCGAGGGAUGGCACUCUUUUUGCAACCAUUACCUACCAACGAGAGAAAAGAAUCUGCUGUUUGAUCGUAUUAUUCCUGAGAUGGCUGUCUUAGCAUUGAAGAUGCCAUCACUCUGCACACAGCCGCCUCCACUGCUAAAAAGACAAAAGUACCAAAGUAUAACGCUUUCUCAGCAACAGGCAGCCUGUCUUUUGGCAAAUGCAUUCUUUUGUACAUUUCCUCGUCGAAAUGCACACAAGAACUCCGAGUAUUCGACCUUUCCUGAUAUAAAUUUUAAUAGGUUGUUCAGAGGUUCCAAAGACGUUGUGAAUAAAACGAAGUCCGAAAAACUAAAGACCCUGCUUAAUUAUUUCAGAAGGGUGACAAGUGAUAUACCCGUAGGAACAUUGACGUACACCAGAAAGGUUUUGGAGAAAGAUUCAUUCAUAGAGUGGGAGAGGUGUGAUAAAAGUUUCAAAAACCUUUUUGCAACUUCCAAGGGUACGAUUGAGGAUGAUGGCAAUGGGUUUUUACAGGUUGAUUUUGCAAACAGACUUGUUGGUGGAGGCGUUAUAGGCGAGGGUUGUGUGCAAGAGGAAAUACGUUUUUUGAUUUGCCCAGAGCUGAUUCUCUCCCGACUGUUUGUUGAAAGACUUGAUCCAAACGAAACCUUGCUCGUGAGAGGUGCUGAACGCUUUAGCGAUUACACUGGGUAUGCACAGACGUACACAUUCCGGAAUGACUACAUCGACCUCACGCCGCGAGACAGAUGGGGGCGCCUUUACACCGAAGUCGUUGCAAUGGAUGCACAUGUCUUUCAUACUUACUCGCAGCAAUUCGCUCAGUCAAUGCUAAAGAGAGAGUUGAACAAAGCACAUUGCGCUUUUCAGAGUAUUGAUAAUUUGGAUUUUCUCCCAGCUGUUGCAACUGGCAACUGGGGCUGUGGAGCCUUUGGAGGGGAUGCAAGAUUAAAAGCAUUAAUUCAAUUGAUAGCAGCAGCUGUAUCAUCCAGAGAUCUCAUAUAUUUCACGUUUGGUGACACCAAACUCUGCGAGGAUUUGAGGGGUUUUCAUUCGCUGUUGUUGGAGCAUAGAGUGUUUGUUUCGAACUUAUGGAGA